UUCUCACACAAGCUUCAAGGAUCUAUUAAAGGGCUCAACCUCUACAAGAUUCAAGAUUUGGGUACUUAUUUUCUAUUACAUUGAGCUAUGGAUCGGUGGAACUAUGGAUGGGAAGACCCAUGGGGAUAUGAGCAAGAAAGUUUAUAUGGUGGAGGUUAUCAAGCUUAUGAGCCUAGAAAGGAAUUCGCUGAAGGACUACUAGCUCAAUUGCAAGCUUCUCAAGCUCUCUUGCAAGCCUCCCAAGCUCGAUUGCAAGCUUCUCAAGAGAUGCUUAUACAUUCCAACGAGCAACUUAAGGCUAGUCUUGCACAAGAGCCACCCUUCACCAUUUAUGAGCAUGAAUCUUUCUUUGACCAAGUGAAGCCUAUUUCAAGAGAAAAUGUACGUGUCAAACAUCUUGAGCAAGAGUCGUUUAUGCAAAUUGAAGAUGAUUAUAGUGAUGUUGAUGUACAAGAAAUUGAGCUUGGUUAUGAAAGUUCCAAUGCAAGUGGGGUGAGAGACUACUCUUCGGCGGAAUGGGUACAAUCUAAGCUUCCAAAUGAAGGGGAGAUACUUGAAGAUGAUUCCGAAGAAGAGGAUGGCUUGUCUAAUGAGUCGGAUGCGGAGUUUGAAGUCAUACACCCUACUCCCUUAUUCAUUGAGGUCGAUAUUCCCAUGGAGGAAGAGAGUCCUUCAAUACCUUGUGAUGAUGAAGAAAUUGAAGAGCCAAGGACUUUCUUGCCUCCCACAUCCAUGGAGAUCCAUCAUGAGCUUCCCAAGGUGGAUUGUAGAAUAUUGAUCACUUAUGUUAUUCAUGAGAGGAUUGGGAUCAAGGUACUUUUACCUCCUAAUCCACCAUUAAGUGGUCAAUGUUUCUACAAUGAGGUGAUAGAUUGGAAAGGAAGUGAACCUCUUGCACUCGACCUUUCCCAUCACUUGCAAGAGCUUCUACCACCUAUUGUUUGUAAGGGCAUUAUUUCUAUACCACUUGAGAAGGAGAAGGCAAGUAUAUUGGCUCCUAGAAGAAAAAUGGAGAAGAAUGGGAAGAUUAAGAAGCUACACUUUUGGCCACCAAUUGGAGUAUUCUUAUGUAGCUCUUGGUCUUGCCUCUAUGAUACAUCAAUGAGUCCCUUAGCCCCAAACAAUAGGGUGGUCGUACUUGAGAAGUAUCCACCUUGACAACGAUCAUGUUCUAUAGACCGGCUUGGGGUCUUUAAAAACAAGCGCUUCUAGGGAGGCAACCCUAGGUGGUUUUGAAAUUUUCUUGUUCAUUUUGCAUCAAUAAGGCUAUUUAGCCAUCUUUUUGGGAGGUGUUUGGAAUGUGGAGAAUAAGGAGAUAUUUUUAGCUGCAAUUCUUGUGUGGAGGUCAUGGAGGAUGAUUUUGGGUUAUGAGUUGAUGGGAUGAAGACCACGAGCUUAAUGGAGGACCCUUGUCCUUAUUCUUUGAUUGCCUAUUUGUGACGCAUUGCUCUUUGGACACUAUAUAUUUCUCAAUGGAGUCGAUCUUUCAUGAGCACCUAGAGCUAGCUUGGAGCAUACGUUAAGGAAGUCAAGG
Messenger RNA from Rosa chinensis, 1534 nucleotides. RefSeq lists its product as uncharacterized. The transcript has 2 exons. Lineage: Eukaryota; Viridiplantae; Streptophyta; Magnoliopsida; Rosales; Rosaceae. The record is from RefSeq and is a predicted model, not a curated record. The coding region runs from base 88 to 1158 and encodes 356 amino acids.